Messenger RNA from Penicillium alfredii, 1482 nucleotides. RefSeq names its product MFS transporter. The record is from RefSeq and is a predicted model, not a curated record. The transcript has 2 exons. Gene Ontology annotation, molecular function: transmembrane transporter activity. Bases 1 to 1482 code for a protein of 493 amino acids. NCBI's taxonomy places the organism in Eukaryota, Fungi, Ascomycota, Eurotiomycetes, Eurotiales, Aspergillaceae. Gene Ontology annotation, biological process: transmembrane transport.
AUGGGGUUCUUGAGUUGCUUCAGGCCCAACGAUGAGCAGCACAAACCAACGCGACCGAAGCUCGUGGAGCUAAGAUCGGCGAAAUGGUUUAUUAUGUUUGUGGUCUCAUUUGCGGCCUGCACGGAUGUUUUCAUGUAUGGCCUGAUCGUACCUGUCACGCCCACGGCUUUGCAGAAGAGGGUCGGACUGCCCAAAGACCAUGUACAAACAUGGACUUCUAUUCUCUUGGCCUUGUACUCGGCCGCGUUGCUGGCCUGCUCGCCCAUCGUCGGGUACAUCGCUGACCGGUCGGAGUCCCGGCGCUGGCCUCUCUUGAUGGGGUUGGUUGCGCUGGGUGCUGCAACUGCCUUGCUGUGCGUUGGAACCCACAUUGCCUUGUGGAUCGUCGGUCGCUUAGCUCAAGGCGCCGCUGCGGCGGUGGUUUGGACAGUUGGUGUGGCUCUGAUGGUCGACACGGUAGGCAAAGAUGGCCUCGGCCAGGCCAUUGGGUAUGUCUCCAUGUCGCUUAGUGUCGGCACGUUAGCUGGGCCGCUUCUCGGGGGUGUCUUGUAUGAAGAUGGCGGGUAUUAUGCGGUUUUCGGUCUCGCCUUUGGGUUGAUUGGGCUUGAUAUCUUCUUCCGGCUUGUGUUGAUUGAGAAGAAACAUGCCCUUCCCUGGCUAGCACCGGAGAUGAAACCACUUGCCGUGGACCAAUCGUCAAGGGAAAGGACAGACACCCGUAACACCGCUACUUCUGCGCCUGACACCCACACUGGCUAUGAGAGCCAGCUUCCACCCUCUCCGACCCAUUCACCAAAUGUAUUCGGCAGCGUCCUGGUGCUACUCAGCUCGCCUCGCCUCGUGGUUUCUCUGUGGGGGUACUUCGUCGUAUCCCUAGUCUUGACUUCUUUCGACAGCGUGCUCCCUCUCUUCGUGCAGGAGACCUUUGGAUGGCAGCAGACCGGCCAGGGUCUGGUCUUUAUCCCACUCAUGGUGCCGCACAUAUUUGACCCAGUCACCGGGUUCAUUAUUGACCGGUUUCCACGGUCCCCUCGCUAUCUUACCGCCGGGGCCUUCCUCUGCGCUGUUCCUGUCGCAGUCCUCCUCCGACUCGUCACCGGUAACUCAACACAUCACAAAAUCCUGCUGUGUGUGCUGCUUGCUCUCCUCGGCUUGUGCUUCGCCGUUGCCAUGCCGCCUCUGGUGGCCGAGGUUUUCCACGCCGUCAAAGAAAAAGAACAUUGCUCGCCUGAUAUCUUCGGUCGCGGCGGAGCCAUGGCUCUCGCUUUUGGCCUGUCAAACAUGGGAUUUGCGGCGGGUAGCCUGAUUGGCCCGUUCUUUGCAGGUUUUAUUCGCCAGCAGGCUGGUUGGGGGACUAUGGGGUGGGCCAUGGGCUUGAUUUCGGGGGUAUCUGCGCUUCCGACCAUUUUGUUUCUGGGAGGGUGGAUUCUGAAAAAGCCAGCGCCAGAGGCUUCAACUGACGACACUCAGACUGGAGAUUGA